Messenger RNA from Coffea arabica (coffee), 1152 nucleotides. RefSeq lists its product as uncharacterized. NCBI's taxonomy places the organism in Eukaryota, Viridiplantae, Streptophyta, Magnoliopsida, Gentianales, Rubiaceae. Gene Ontology annotation, molecular function: RNA-DNA hybrid ribonuclease activity; nucleic acid binding. The record is from RefSeq and is a predicted model, not a curated record.
AUGAAAUUCCCAUUCAGAGACUUUAUUGUGGAUGGGAAGUGGGACUCGGUGGGACUAGCACAAUAUUUCCCAAGGGAUAUCACAACUAUGAUCCUACAGCAUCCGACCCCAGAGGGUGAGAGCCCUGAUGAGGUGGUGUGGGUGUCAACUACUUCAGGAUCGUUUUUGUUAUCCUCCGCUUUUCAUGAGGUAAGGCAAGCUCGGAACCCCUCUUGGAUAUUUUCCCACAUUUGGCUCCCCCAGCUCCCCCUAAAGGUUUCAUUCUUUAUGCUCCGUCUAUUGAUGCGGAGGCUCCCCUUGGAUGAUAUCUUGGGUAAGCUUGGUUUUCAAUUACCUUCUAAUUGCUUCUGUUGUUCCAUGGCGGCUGGGGAUUCUAUUGAACAUAUUUUCUCAACGGGACAAAUAGCGGCAGAGAUUUGGGGUGUCUUUGGAUCCCCAUGCGGUAUAUGUCUACCGGAGGUAUCAUUGCGAGAGAGAUUGGUUGCUUGGUGGAUGUCCGGGCGUUCGGAACCUCAAAGACGUUUCGUUGUCUCCAUUCUACCAAGCUUCAUCUAUUGGCAUGUCUGGAAGGCACGGAACAAAGCAAUCUUCAAAGGGGUCAAACUGACUAGUGGGGAGAUUUGCCAUGGCAUUCUCCGGGACAUCUCUGCUGCGGUUGAGAUUAAAUUUCAGCAUGGGAUUGUAGCGCAGACUUUUGAACAGUUUUUUUACAGGCUCUCUCAGUCACCACCAAUAUGUCGGGUCCAUUUGGUCAAGUGGCAGGCAGCGGGGAGGGGGACCUUCACCCUUAAUACGGAUGGGUGCUCAAAGGGGAAUCCAGGGAUGAGUGGUGGGGUUGGAAUACUACGGGAUUCAAAUGGUCCGGUGUUAGUGGCAUUCUCAGUCUCCCUAGGGAUCAAUACAAGCUUGCGCGCUGAAGCAUUAGCACUUUUAAUGGGCAUUCGCCUAUACUUCCAGCAAGGCUUUGAGCAGGUUCGAGUGCAGACAGAUUCGCUGGUUCUAGUGGGUAUUUUACAACAGAGGUUCCAGUGUCCAUGGCACAUUCGAAGGGAGGUACGUCAAAUAUGGCGGCUAGUCACGGAUCCUACGCAGGUUUCACAUUGUUUUAGGGAAGCCAACAAAGUGGCUGACAUCCUAGCUCCAAAACAAUGA